AUGCUACGAUAUGUUUUUUGCAGCGUUCGUUCGUCAGGCAUCGCAAACCUUGAACUUAGAGUCUCCGGGAUCCGAAUCGCAGCCCCCGGAGGUCUGAUGCCAGGCUUUCCUGGACCUGCGAGUGGGCCACCAGGGCCACCGCCGAUGCCGAAGCUCCCUUGCUUCGGUGGCGGUCUCCCACAGUCGCAGGCAGACUUCGCGCAGCAGAUGAUGAACAUGGGCUUCAUGGCACCUCCGGGGCCUCCACCGAAGGGCCCUCCGGCGGAGGCCAUGAUGAAGCAGCGGCCACCUGGGCCUCCGAACGCAGGGCUCCAGAAGGUGGCAGGCACACCACCGGGUCCUCCGCCCAAGAACCCGAGUCAGGCUGGUCCGGGGCCUGGCAUGCGACCUCCGGGACCCCCUCCGAAGGCGAACACGGGAGAGCUUCCGCCGGGUGCAAAGCCACCGCCACCGCCGCCCAAGACAGCUGCAGGUUCCGCCGCACCAGCCACGAAGCCGCUGAACGCGGCGACUCGGUUCAUGCCGACUACCCUGCGCACGAAGAAGCCGUCGCAGGUCGCUGGUGGUGUGUUGCAGGCCUCUUCGGCGUCGCUAUCCCAGGACGCGCGGAAGAGGCUCUUGUUCACGGAGGCGCCCAAGGUGGCAGAGAAAGUGAACAUCGAAGACGCGUUUCAGGAUUUUAUGGGUCAGCUGGACGACUAG
Molecule: messenger RNA, 702 nt
Organism: Symbiodinium sp. CCMP2456
Lineage: Eukaryota; Dinophyceae; Suessiales; Symbiodiniaceae
Source: the annotation of a GenBank genome assembly